AUGUUCACCUUGCUUCAUGUAGCUGUACUUCUAGCCUAUUUUCCGUACGCUACACCAUCUUGGCAAGCGGAGGAAUUGGCUCUCUACGAUUUGGUUGAAGAAGUUCACAAUAAUUUCUACGAUAUUUAUGGCAUAUCAAAGGAUGCGUCGGUUGCGGAAAUCAAAAGGGCCUAUCGAAAGCUCAGCCUUGAAUGGCAUCCUGAUAGAAACAGCGCACCUGAUGCUUCCGAUAAGUUUAGACAGAUUGCCGCUAUAUACGAGGUCUUGAAAUCAGCUGAGCUAAGAGAGAAGUACAACAAUGUUCUGGAGUAUGGGUUACCUGAUUGGAGACAGCCUGUCUUCUACUACAGGAAAAUGCGGAAGCUUUCAUGGUAUGAGGCUCUUCUGGUUCUUAUUGGUGUGUCUUCAAUUGCACAUUACCUCAUGAUGUGGGCUGCUUACUAUGAAAAAUACUUGGUUUUAUCACAGAGCAUCAAGAAGUCUAGGAAACGUGAGAAGAAAAGUGAGCCUGAUGUUUCGGCGACUCAAUUACGGGAGGCGUUGGAGAUCUAUCGCCCACAGAUCUACAAUUUGCUACCUUUUCUUAUAGUUAAAGGAUCAUGGAGUACAUUUAUGUUCUUGAUAGCAGUUGCAAAGGAGUAUAUGACUCGCAGGGAAGUUCCCGACGAGGAAGAAAUUGUCGAAGCUCGUAAGCCGUCGACGACCCCUCGUGCUCCGGCUCCAGUGUUCAACUAUGAGGUUGCUACUGAUCUGAAACCAGUCAGCACCAACAAUCCCGAGUCAUAUGCCAAAUACAUGUCUGAACAGCUGGAAUCUAACAAAAGUCGGUAUCUUCUUGUCUCUACUUACAAAGUCGACACUUGGUUGGGAAGUCUUCUUAGUUUGUGGAUUCUUUUCGGCACUCCGAAUCGAUGGGAAUGCAUGGCUCGAGUACUUAAUCGGAGCGCUCAGGACAUAGUAACAAUGGCGGGAAAGUUAAAACACAUGAAGCAGAGAAGUGGGUUCGAUUCUGUUAUUUUCAUUCUUUUUUGGGAGGAAUAUGCAAAGCUAGCGGCCGGUCAGCAGUCCUCCAGUGUGUCGUCCAGUGUGAUGGAUGUACACAAUAUCAAGCAGACGGACAGCCCAAAUAAAGCAAUCCUAACGACUGAAUGGUCGCAGCUUGAACAGAAGCAGUUGGAGACUGCUCUCCAACAAUAUCCCAAAGGAUGUGAAGAUCGAUGGGACAAAAUUGCGAGCGCUGUGCCAACGAAGUCAAAAGAGCAGUGCCAACAAAGACUGAAGGAACUAGUAGAGUUGGUGAGACGUAAGAAAGCCAACGUUAAAAACAAGGAAUAG
Haemonchus placei is the source of this 1335-nucleotide messenger RNA. Lineage: Eukaryota; Metazoa; Nematoda; Chromadorea; Rhabditida; Trichostrongylidae. The record is from the annotation of a GenBank genome assembly.